AUGGCUCCAGCAGGGAAGAGAAAGAGGAAUGACAGAAAUUCCGUAGACCAGGGUGAGCCUCGACCUUCACCUCAUCGACCAGGAAAUACUUCUUUAGGGCAGCAUGAAAGAGAUUCUGGUAUGCGCGAGGGCAGUAACAGAAGGAGCAGUAGGGGAGGUCAAGGUAACCAGGGUGGAGGUAGAGGACGUAGAAACGAUGGCCGCACUGCGAACAAUUCGAGUAAUUCGAGCGAUCCUAGUAACCUCUCCAUAGCUACCAGAGCCACUCCAACACCAGGAACUAUGUCUCCACCUCCCAGACCAUCGAGUGCUACUCAGACUCCAGCGCAAACUCCAACUCCAAUGUCCACCAACGAUAUGAUCAGUCCCAGUUGGAACCCCGACCCUGCGCCAUUCGAUUACGUUUUCCUUUCCGACGAUCAAAUGUCCUCAUGGAAUACAAGUGGCCGACAAGAGGUGGUAGAGAAGGGCGUUCAAGCUCGUCAGGAUGAAGAUACAAUGGAUUUGGCUACGGUUUUUCAAGAAUUCAUCCGCUCUACUCUUGAUGGCCGGAUCGAUGGCGCAGAUGCGGGCUCUUGCAUCAAAGAAAUCUUGGGGCCAGAUAGUUCACUAACAGACAAUACCCCCGGCACUUUGGAACCGCAAACUUUAUUUCUUGAUUCUCUGUCGAUGAUGUGCGAAUUAGAAGAUUUGAAAUCACCGAAUGCGGCGCUUCGAACAUUUGUUUUCUCGACAGGAAUAUCAGCAAAUGUUAUGCGACAGAAGUUGGACGCUGCCCUUCUCUUAAAUCUCGGGCUCACAAGAGAUACCUUCACACGCAUGGGAAUUCGACAAGCCACCCAUCUUCUUUAUAGACAGGCAAACUACAAUCUUCUGAGGGAGGAAACCGAAGGAUAUUCAAAAUUGGUUACAGAGCUUUUUACAACUAGUGGAAGUGAACCACCUACAAGCGAGGUGAUUGAGGAUGCUUUUGAGAAGGUAAAAGGCCUCAUAGGAACAUUCGAUUUAGAUGUGGGAAGAGUUCUCGAUAUUACAUUGGAUGUGUUUGCGGCAGUCCUAAUAAAACACUUCCGUUUCUUUAUCAAACUUCUUCGGGCUAGUUCUUGGUGGCCGAGAAGCGGCGAAUUUGACCUUGACAAGGUAGCUCGAUGCGGCGGUCUUCCACCAUGGGCUUUACCAAGCGCUCCUGGUUGGACUUCAACUGACGAAGAGGAAGAAAUUUCUAAGAGCCAACGGUUGGAGCGCGACAAACUAUUCUGGGAUCGGGCUCGUGAAGUUGGGAUUGAAGCGUUCUUUGAGCUUGGAGGUAGGCAGGCUGCUGAUGCCGAAAUUAAACAAAGGCUCCUCAAAGAGGAGGAUGAUGCAAAACUUGAUGCAGAUCACCUGUGGAUCAAAGCCACGGGAACUUAUCCGCCGUCCGGAAAUCGAACAGCAGCUCAGUUACUUGGGUUCAAACUACGCUUUUACACCUCGGCUGCUCGAGAUAAUGAGGACGUACUCCCUGCGAAUUUGAUAUAUCUGACUGCAUUGCUAAUCAAGAUCGGAUUCAUCUCACUCAAAGAUUUAUACCCUCACCUGUGGCCCCUAGACGAGGAUAUGGAAGCGGUUCGCGAUGCCAGGAUGAAGGAGAUGGAGGAAAAGGAAAAGGCUAGUCGUGGAGGCACGAUGAAUGCAUUGAUGAUGGCUGGGGCCCUGGUAGAUGAUACUCUACCAAGUGGGGGACGAACUCGUGAAAUCGCAACCACCAAGACCGAUGCUUCUGGGAAACCAACAGCUGAGGUUGACGACAAAGAAAAGUUGGACGAACCUUCAGACCAAAAGGUACAACUUCUCACCUGUCUCCUAACAAUUGGAGCGAUUCCCGAAGCCCUCUUCAUACUCGGCCGCUUCCCUUGGCUACCAGAGGCAUACCCCGAACUUCUUGAUCUGAUACAUCGUAUCCUGAACCAUUCCAUCCAGGACGUCUUUAGUAUGAGUCGACCAACCACUUCAGCUGUACCCGACUGCCCAAGCAAGAAAGUUCUCGAUCCGGAUCAAACUGGUAUGCCAAAGGGCUCAGUACGUUUACUCGCCAUACCUCCUCGAAAACAAUUACGAUGGCCUUUUCCGGACAAAUUUGACACAAACGAGAACAAUGCAUAUAGAUUUUACUGGGAUGAGUGGGCAGAUAAUGUACCUGUCUGUCACACCGUGGAUGAUUUAUUCACCCUCUGUGGAUCUUUACUCAAUUACUCUGGUGUCAAUAUUGGUAAAGAUGCCACUUUGUUGUCAAAACUAGCCAGGAUCGGCACACAAAGUCUUGCAGAAGAUCGCUCAUCUCAUAAUUUCGACCGAUGGCAAGAUCUUCUUAAGCGCCUCCUUGUUCCAGCACUGAGCUUGACUAAAGCAAAUACUAGUGUCGUCAAUGAAGUAUACGGCAUGCUUCGCUUCUAUCCUCUAUCCAUCCGAUAUUCCAUCUAUGCAGAAUGGUUUGAAGGUCAGAUCUCUCGGUUGCCACCAAUGAGAGCUGCCUUUGCUAAGACCAAAUCUGAGACCAUAAGUACUAUGAAGAGGAUUAGUAUGACCAAUCUCACUGUAAUGGCACGGAAUCUAGCGAAGAUUGCAUAUGCAUCGCCGGGUGUAGUUUUUAGUGUUGCUUUGGGUCAGAUUGAAGCGUAUACCAACUUGACAGAAGUCGUCGUUGAGUGCGGCAAGUAUUUUACCGACCUAGGAUACGAUGUUUUGGUAUGGUCGUUGUUGAGUUCAUUAGGAGGAAAGGAUAGGAACCGGAACGAUGCCGAAUUCGCACUUCUGCCAAGUAAAUGGCUUCUAGCAUUGUCAAGAUUCUCCGGCAAAGUCUUCAAGAGGUAUUCUAUUAUGAACUUGAUCCCGCUCAUUCAGUAUGUUAAUGAUCAACUCCAUCGGGGCAACUCUACCGAUUUGGUCAUUCUCAAAGAGCUCAUUGCUCAAAUGUCCGGAAUUGUGCCAGAUACCGAUUUCACCGACUCUCAACUCGCUGCCAUGACUGGGGGCGAGCUCCUGAGACGCCAGACAUUAAUCAACCUCCAAGACAAGCGAUACGAAUCCCUAAAGACAGCGAAGCGACUGAUGAGGGGCUUGACUGAUACUAAGUUAGGUGGGCAACUUUUGCUAUCGAUUGCACAGCAUAGACAAUCGGCCAUCUAUACUGUUUCGGAUGAUGAGGCACCUAUUAAACUACUAGCUACGAUGGUUGACGACACCCAAUUGAUUCUCUUCCAAUUCCUUGACCUUCUUCGCAGCAACCUCACGAUUGAAGAGUUCGAUGAUCUUGUCCCAGGAAUUUCCGAACUCAUGAAAGAUUUUGGCUUGGAUCCCACACUUGCUUUCAUGAUUGGGCGUCCAAGUAUUUCACAUCGCAUCUCUAAGUUAUUAUCAUCCAACCUCAAUGGUAGUGCGAAGUCUUCACCAUCAUCAGCGGAAAUUACAGCUCCAGAGGUAGAUGCAGAAGGUGACGUUGGCAUGAAUGGCAAUACUCAAAUUUCUUCAAUCGAGGGAUCGAUUGCAGUGAACGGCAUAUCUACCCCGAAAGACGACAUACAGAUGUCAGAUAUUAAGGAAGUAGGCUCGCCUUCCGAAGUAGCUAUACCAGAAGCGGACCCGCUACACGAGCUAUUGCUACCCUACAUCAACACCGUCGAAGAGGUUCUACCCGAAGGUUCUUGGGCUUUCCUCACUUCUGAAUUUUAUGUUGUGUUCUGGAGUUCUACCCUAAGCGAUCUGGCUAUUCCUAGCCACAGCUACGAAGCCGAGAUUUCUCACCUGCUCAAAGAACAAGGAGAUGUAAUGAAGGACCGUACAGACAUGACUAGGGCUGGAAUGGCAAGAAAGGAAGAGACUAAGAAAGCGUUGGCUACAACCAGGGAGAAUUUACUGGCAGAAUUCGGUAAACAAGUCGGGGCCUUUUCAGGAAAGAAAAGCCGUCUUCUAAAACGCAAAAGCCUAUGGUUCAGCAAUGUCAAGGGCGAUCUCGUUAGUGACUCGUUUCUUGAACGAUGUUUACUUCCACGAUUACUGCUCUCUCCUAGCGAUGCAGAUUUCUCUUUCCGGAUGAUUAAGUUCCUACACGACAACGGCACACCCAACUUCCGGACCCUCUCGCUAUAUGGCAGGCUUUUCAGAUCAAACCGCUUACGUUCAAUGAUUUUCACAUGCACAGUUCGUGAGGCAGAGAAUUUAGGCCGCUUUCUGAGAUUGGUCUUGACCGAUCUGGCCCGCUGGCAUGGCGAUCAGGCAGUAUACGAGAAAGAGGCGUGGGGAACAAGCAAGAAUCUCCCAGGCUUUGCUAAAGCUAUUGAUGCGGAUGGAACUGUAAAAGGCUUACUCGAGCAUGACGGUAAAGUUGGCUUCAAAAACAUUUUGUAUUCAUGGCACCAAAAGCUAAAUGGGGCUCUGCGUGAUUGUUUUGAAGGAACAGAAUGGAUGCACGUUCGAAACGCUAUGACCAUUCUUAAGUCGGUUGUUGAUGUAUUCCCAGCUGUUAACUUCAUGGGCAAUAAUUUUGUGAAGCAGCUCGAGACCAUUGUUAUUCGAGAAAAGGGGGCACGAGAGGAUCUUUCUCUUGCUGGUAAUGCCAUCUUGGUUCAGCUCAAAAAGAAGUCCAAGUCAUGGGUUAUGGUUCAAGCGUUUGGAUAUAGCCUGGAGAGCCCUGUACAAUCGAACAGUAGCCCUGCAUCGGAUGCUUCUCAACAAGGUACUACUGCGAAAAUAACUCUGAAACCCACAGCCCCUGAAUUCAAGCCCCAGACUGGAGCUAACUCUAUGGGAGCCUCUACGCCAAAAGCGCUCACAACAAUUGAAGUCGAGGACGGCGAAGUUGAUGAUGCAAAAUUGGCCUCUGCAGCUAAUAAAGGCAAUAGGUUGAAGGAAGCGCCCUCUGAUAGUGCUAGUGCCAAAGAUAGAGUUGCGUCGGCACCCAAUGCAGGCAAAAAGUCGGAGAUCUUGUUAAGACGUGAAAAGAUCUUGCGCGAAAAUGCAGCCAGAGCUUCAGCGUCCACUCCAACGCCAGCAAGCAUACCAGCACGACCUGACCUGCAAAGAAACAUGCCCUCAAACCAUAAUCUACCUAAUAGACCUGAUGCUCCCAUACCUGGUCGCCAAAUGAUGGAUCGUCACCCGACUAGGACCGAUGACAGACGAGACAUACGAGAUCCCAGAGUGACAGAGAUGGUUCGGGAUAGGACUAGGGAUCGUGGCCGUGACUUCCCACCAGGCGACAGACGGGCCAUGGAUACACCACCAAGAGAUUUCAGAAACAACGAUCGAGCACCAAACAAUGAACGUGAGCGUCCUCGAGCAGAUUUGGAUACAAGAUGGAAUGCCGAGCCAGGGAGAGAUGGCGCAGAUCGGGCACCAUCGAACGGACAACACACUCCUGAAAAUGGUGGUCGUCUGUCUCGUGAGGCAGCCAUUCCCCCACCAAAAGCUUCGGUUAUUUCGGACCGUGGCUCGGCAAUCAACCCUGAACGAUUGGCCUUAGUGAACCCAGAGAGACAGGAGUUGAUUAAUCCUGAGCGAGCCGCUCUUAUGUCUGGUGGAAAUGAACCAUCACGUUCCGACUCACCUCGUCGACCCAGAGAUGAUACCAGAGAUCGUCAAUCAAGGCAUACUUCACCACUUCCGAGACGGCACGAUUCGGAGAAAGAUCAUCAACACCCAAGACGUGAAGAUAGAUCCAAUCGAAACGCACCCAUCGAUCCCCACGAUUCCCCAAGAGGUCGUCCUGAUGAUAUUGCGCCACCACCGGCAGGGCCAAAAGGAGAAAGGCCAGCAGAUCGAGCGAACGACCGAGCGCCUCCGCUAGAAAGAUCAAGAGAUACUACUUCCUUUCAGCAAUCACAACCUUCACCGCGUCCCGUGGAUCUUGAUCAUGGCAGGCUUAAUAGGCCACAAGUAGAUCCCAACUUUGGUCGUUUGAAUCAGCAACCAGAUAUCCCCUCUGGGCCUCGUGACAGGAACCGCGGCAACAAUCGAAUGACGAACGUGCCGCAAGUUCGACGUGAUGGAAGGUUGCCGAAUGCUCCCAUAGUUGAUAUCCCUCGGCCGCCAAGUCCAGAUAAGCAACCUCCCACAGGUCCUUCUGGUGGUCGGCACCCGCGACGGUUAGGCCCAGGACAAAUUGAACCAACGACAUCUACACACGCCAUCUUGCCGGCGACGCUCGUUGUAACAACUCCAACAUCAGGAGUCCAUCCAGAUCGAUUGAAACAUUUGGGUCCACAACCUAUUCAACCACCUGUACAAGCACCACCAGUGGCCGCUACAGUCUCUAGUGGAAUGCACCCAGAUAGAAUAAGGAGCUUUGGCGGUCAAGCAGCACCAGCAAACCCACCACCGCCUCAACAGGAAAACUCACGUUCAAGACCAACUGCACCACCUCUACAAACCCAAAUCGCGCCUCUUGGCCCCAAGUCUCAAGCUCAAAACAGUCCAAUUUCUCGGAUGAAUGGGGCACCAACUGGACCUGCCUCCUCAAACGAGCGUGCACCUCGUGGUAUAAGACAACCAAAUCUGAUCAACAAUAUCAAUCGUAUGCUUGAAGAGACCAAGCAUCCACAAGGUCAAGAACGACGUGGAAGACGUCAAGGUGGUCAACCACAGACUCCAAUUUCUGGUCCUCCUACACCAAUCCUACCACCUCCACCACCCCCACCCCCUCCAGGUCCGGCCCCCGCACAAGCUAGAGAUUCUGGAAGAGACCUGGUUAAUCCUGCUCGUGCUGAUCUUAUCGGCAAUAACGCGUUGAGCAAUGAUGACCGCGGUCGCGGCGAUCGAGGAGACCGUGGUUCAAGAAAUGAUCGGUCUACGCGUAGUCGUCGAACUUCACCUACUGAUCGCAACAGGGACCAAAAACGUGCUGGCCUCCCGGAAGAGGAACGCCCAUCCAGGGGUGAACAUAGGAGCCGUGGAGGUGAUAGAGAGCCCAGAGAUCCUGACAGGCACUUGAGAGGAGAUCCUUCGGCAAGCAGAGACUUGUUAGCUGGGGUUGGAAGUGGGGGUGGAAGGGGAGAAAGAGAACAUCGUGACAGGGAUAAUAGUCGCCGGGAUACUCAUGGUGGAGAUCGCGAUUCUCAACGUGAUCAACAUGAAGCUAAUGCCGGUAUUGGUAACUGGCCGAACGCUCCUGAUAAUAGAGGAGGGGAUAGAGGGGACCGACGAAACCAACGAUCGGAUAGAUCCGAUAGAGGUGACCGCGAUGGAAGAGGUAUGCGCGACGAUGGGAGUAGUGGCAGGAAGAGAAGAAGUGACGCGGAUGGUCUCAGAGAAGGUGGCCAUGAUAAAAGACCUAGGAGAUAG
Sclerotinia borealis F-4128 is the source of this 7314-nucleotide messenger RNA. The record is from the annotation of a GenBank genome assembly. Lineage: Eukaryota; Fungi; Ascomycota; Leotiomycetes; Helotiales; Sclerotiniaceae.